Zootermopsis nevadensis is the source of this 2633-nucleotide messenger RNA. It is a transcript of the gene AANATL7, whose product is annotated as Arylalkylamine N-acetyltransferase-like 7. Lineage: Eukaryota; Metazoa; Arthropoda; Insecta; Blattodea; Termopsidae. The record is from RefSeq and is a predicted model, not a curated record. Gene Ontology annotation, molecular function: N-acetyltransferase activity.
UCCUGAUUUCGUACUCCGCGCUUCGCCGUCCUCGCCACAGUGCUACUAGGCGGACGGCAGACAGCAAGGCGAAGCAGGGCAGCGCGGUAGUUACACAGCCGUGGCCGACUGCCAGCUGUUUCGUCCGCUCAGCGGUGCCACAACCCUGACACAGUGACAGCGUGUUCAAGGCUAUCCUGACCGUCCCCUUGAAACGUUCUAGACGGAGGCAUAGAACAGAUGAAUGAGAGGACGAGAGCAGCUCUGGUGUUGCCAUGGAUCUGCAGCGCGGAAAAUGAUGUGAACGAGUAACUUUGAAAAACAAUUUCUCCCCCAAUUCCUACCUGGAAUAUUCGUAAACGGUACAAGAAGAACGCAGUCCCUGAACAUGGGAGACUUCGAAGGCAUAGAGUUUGGGUUGAUCCCUGAGGAGCGUUACGAUGACGUCAUUCACCAUUUGAGAAACAACUUUUUCGCCGACGAACCCUUGAACCAUGCCGUGUCCCUGUGUCGCCCUGGGGAACCGCACGCCGAACUAGAGGAACACAGUCUGACAACCCUCAGGGACGGCUUGUCGCAGAUGGCGGUCCACACCGACACUGACCAGAUAAUCGGGGUGGCCCUGAACGGGAUUCAGCGCCCCGGAGACAUAGCGACAGCCCAAGCCAAGCUGAAGACAAUGGCUGACAUGAAGUUCCGCCAGAUCUUUGACCUUCUGUACGGGGUCAACAAGAGGCUGGACCUCUUCAAGCUUCACGGAGUGGACAGGAUCUUCGAGUGUCGCAUUCUGUCGGUGGACAAGCGGUUCCGAAGCCGGGGACUGGCUCGGGAGCUGCUGAAGCGUAGCGAGAUUACAGCCCGAGAGUCAGGAUUCAAGGUGUUUAAGGAGGAUGCGACAGGUCUGUUUUCACAGCGCGUGGCAGAGAGUCUGGGAUUAAAGACCGUGUGUCAGAUCCGUUACUCCGACUAUACGGCAGAGGGCACUGGCGAGGUAGUUUUCAAGACGCCGUCACCCCACGACACGCUCAAGAUAAUGGUAAAAGUCUUGCAGUGAUCGCCUCGCGACAGCGGUACAUCUGUCCUUAACAUCUCCCGAUCGUCAGCUGUUGCUAAUUACUUUAAUGUGCAUCAGUUUUUAAAACACGCACACGUCAAACGCACUAAGAACUUUACAAUGAACGGUAAGGAAUAUCUAAGUCCUCCUUAGUAAUUAGACUACACCAUCAAAGUUGUCGCUAGGUUAACACUAUGUGGGCAAGUUUUGAAAAUUCUUCGGAAUCCAUCGGCUAUGUACGUAAACCAUCUCGCGAUGUUUAUAAAUUCGCCGAAAAUUUCGAAUUAAUUUCACGUCGUGUCAUACAAACAAAUAUCCCAAGGUAAUAAAAGACACGGAACAUUUCAGCAUUUUACGUCAUCGGUGGCUUGGGACGCGUGUCGCUUGUCAUCUUUUGUUUUCCGCUUCGCUAUUUGUUGUUCAUUUGUUUCCAAAAGCAGUGGCGCAUUCUGGGUAUGAAAGAAUGUAUCAGAAAGGUGAACAAGAUGGAUCUGAUGUAACUGUUCGUACGUGCUCGACAGCGUAAACACAGAAUAUGAACGUGUUUUGGAGACGAGCAGCGAUUAUAAGUCAAAGAUAACAUGUAAAUCGCGUAAAUCAGUGUUAGGUUGUGUGUUGGAAGUAUAUAUAUAUAUAUAAAUGUUAAUUGUUUGGUGUCAAUCAGAAAUUAUGAAACGUGUUUUAAGAAGCUUAACCCUAACUACUAACACAAAGCUACGAAAUUAAUGGUGAAGCUGAAUUAUUACAGGUUUGUCCCAUUGUUGCAGCUGGUUCAUUGAUUGAAAUCAGCACAGCAGUAACUUAAAGCUGUUUUGUCGCUAGAUGACAGCACAUGCUAAAGACAAACACCGUCUCGUCUCCCAAAAUUCUGUUAACAAUCGGUGUAUUGGUGUCGUGUUCCUCCGAGUGCACACAUAAACUGAGAACAGGGGAUUUACACAAUGAAGUGCCGCGGUUGGCAGAACUGGAAAACAAAUUUAACCCGUGGUUGCCGACACUGCAGUUGGCAUAACCGGUAUGAUCAGGCUUCACGCUGUCAACACUGCAUCAUUUGAGGUCAAUUGUUGUGAUACGCGAAAUUUAAAAUAGUUCCAGACCUUGUAAAAUUAAAUUUAUAAAUUUUGCUGAAUGGCAAUUGUAAUAUAGUGGACGUGUGUUUAUGUGUGCAUAUAUUUAGGGGUUUUAUUUGUAAACAAGUAGUCAAUUCGAUGUCGAUAAAUGUAUGAAAUAUAUAUUUGUUAAUAUAUGAGUGCUGAUAAAUACAUCAUUCUGACACACGAGUACGAGACAUGUAAGUAAACAUUAUAAAAGAGUUAAAUAUAAUUCUACAUACGCUGUCGUUAUUGAUAAAUUGUAUUUAAAAGGAACUAUUUGUGGUAAAUAAUAAGGCUCCAUAGUACGUAUGUUAUUAACUUUGCCAAAGGAAAACAUUGUGAAUUCUGAAUAUGAAAUUAUUGAUAUUUUAUACAAAAUUACUUCACGAUAUAAUGUAAUCUCGCUGUGGUAAAAAUGUUGAUGGUAAUUGGCAUCCUUAAUUAAAUGCUGUAUUAACAGUAAGGAUAAAUUACGUUUAUAAUAAAGUCUCGUAUGUAUAAAAUUA